AUGCAUUUCCUUCCCUACUCGCUUGCGCUGUCAUGCAUGCUUUCUCUCGUCACCGAAUCUCUCGCAAUCCCGACCCCGUCACCAGCAACACCAGUGUCGAUCCCGCUCGUCAGACGGAGACCUAAACGCAACAACACGGAUGAAUGGCUCCAGCUUCAGAGGGAUGCGGUCGUCGCCAAGUAUGGCAUUGGCAAGUCUGCGCAGCAGAAGCGCGCGAGUGGGUACAACCUCCUUGGGAAUCAAGACGGGGACGCGUCCUUCUACGGCUCAAUAGCGGUUGGCACACCCCCCGUUGGCUACAACGUGAUCCUGGACACCGGUUCAUCAGAUCUCUGGCUAGCCGGCUCCAGUGCGUUGUCAGAUACCACGUCGGGUAUCUCCACCUUCAAUCCCAACACGUCAUCCACAUUCAAAGACUUGCAGACCUCGUUCCAGAUCACUUAUGGCUCCGGCGCGGCGCAGGGCUUCCUGGGCACAGACGUCGUUCAGAUGGCCGGCCUGAAGGUCGACGCACAGACGUUCGCUGUCGCCACGGCAGUAACAGAAGACCUGCUGAACAGCCCCGUAUCGGGACUCAUGGGCCUCGCGUUUGAAACCAUCGCUUCGUCAGGAGCGACUCCCUUCUGGCAGACCGUCGCCACCAACGGUGGGCUCGACCAGCCGCUCAUGGCUUUCCAGCUCACACGCUUCACCAACGACACCCAAGCCCGCGACCUCGAGCCCGGAGGAACAUUCAAUCUCGGCGCCGUCAAUACCUCGCUCUUCACUGGGGACAUCGACUUCCAGGACAUCCCGGGCGGUCAGGGCACGUAUUGGAUACAGGAGUUGACCGGCCUGAGCGCGAAUGGGGCAUCCGUCGAAUUGCCCGCAGGCGCGGCUUCGUAUGCUGCGAUCGACACGGGCACGACGCUCGUCAUUGGCCCUACCGACGGCAUCGCGGCGCUAUACGCGCAGAUCCCUGGGAGCCAAGCUUUGACUGGCCAGAACGAAGGCUACUACGCGUAUCCCUGCAACGCCAACAUCAAUGUCACCCUCCGCUUCGGCCAGAGCACUAUCUCCUGGCCGAUCUCGGACGACGACUUCGUCCUUCAGCAGCGCGGCAACAUCUGCAUCGGCUCGUUCAUCGCCGUCGAUACCUCCGCGGGCUCGCAGGUGCCCCCGUGGAUCGUCGGCGACGUCUUCCUCAAGAACGUGUACUCGGUCUUCCGCGCGACCCCGCCCUCGGUAGGGUUCGCGAAGCUGAGCGCGGCCGCGAUCGCGCAGAACGGCGCUGACGGGCCGGCGCCGAGCCCGACCGUCGGGUCUGUGGUGUCCACGGUCGCGUCGGUGGAGACGGAAGGGGUGCGGUCGUCGAAGCCGAACGGCGCGGUGAAAGUAAGGGCGGCGUGGAGCUGGGCGGCCGUUGGGGCGGCGGUGCUGCUGGGGAGCUGCGUGCUGUAG
Messenger RNA from Dichomitus squalens LYAD-421 SS1, 1440 nucleotides. Its product is annotated as acid protease. Gene Ontology annotation, molecular function: aspartic-type endopeptidase activity. The coding region runs from base 1 to 1440 and encodes 479 amino acids. Gene Ontology annotation, biological process: proteolysis. NCBI's taxonomy places the organism in Eukaryota, Fungi, Basidiomycota, Agaricomycetes, Polyporales, Polyporaceae. The transcript is spliced from 7 exons. The record is from RefSeq and is a predicted model, not a curated record.